AUGAGUGAAGACAAGAAAUUCAUCAUCUCGGACGCUUCGCCAAAGGAAAUCCCAGACCUAACCCUCCCUCCUUGCAUUAGUCCAGUGAGGAAGUCUAGUGGUUCUGAGCCGGGUCAUCGGGAUGUUGAGCAUGUUGGUCGUGGUCCAGAGAAUACUUCAAAUGACGGUACUACCCAACCAACAAACAGCCUUGAGGAAUCGAGCCAAGACCAUGGUAUUGAGUCCACCUAUUUGAAUACCGAGCCAGAUCCGAGAUCUGUUGCAACCAUCCCCAAUUCCAGAGCAGCUUCUGAACACCCAGAUGCUACCGGUCAACCCUCGUCUGCGGCAUCUAGCUCCGCAAGCGUAACGAUUCCGAACAUCCAGACCAUCACACUUCGUCCUACCCCUACUCCACCUCUUAGAGAACAACUUGUUAGGAAUGUACCCACUUGCCCACCGUGUCACGCCAACCCUGGUAAUAGCAAUUGCCGCGGAAGCCCAGCCUUUGCACAAUGUAGGGGAGAGGCUCCUGUUCCAGAUGGGAGCCAAUUUGCCAUCCAUAGUGUUGGAAUCGGCGGGUCAGGAGUUGGUGUUGUAGCAGGAAGUAUUGUUGGUGCCGUUGGCGGUGAUGUGAGUGGCUCUGGCUCGUGUAGACUGGGAGAGAACAGCAACGAAGGUGGCAGCGCAGAGAAUGUUGGAGGAGAUGGAUUCGAUGCGACAGACCAACGUGAAGAGCCAAAAGAUGGUACAGCCGGCUCUCGAUCUAAGAAGGCUGACGAAAAUGGAAGCAACGGUGAAAAGACGGAACGAGCCGGUGGUGAUGAAUCGGUCCCAGAUUGGGGCCGAAAGGGUAAGGAAAGAUGGAGUAUGCAAUUUGCAGGUCUGGAGUAG
Molecule: messenger RNA, 873 nt
Organism: Mollisia scopiformis
Lineage: Eukaryota; Fungi; Ascomycota; Leotiomycetes; Helotiales; Mollisiaceae
Exons: 2
Coding region: 1-873 (290 amino acids)
Source: RefSeq, a predicted model, not a curated record